Brassica rapa (field mustard) is the source of this 1374-nucleotide messenger RNA. RefSeq lists its product as uncharacterized. Lineage: Eukaryota; Viridiplantae; Streptophyta; Magnoliopsida; Brassicales; Brassicaceae. Gene Ontology annotation, cellular component: endoplasmic reticulum; SNARE complex. The record is from RefSeq and is a predicted model, not a curated record. Gene Ontology annotation, biological process: retrograde vesicle-mediated transport, Golgi to endoplasmic reticulum. Gene Ontology annotation, molecular function: SNAP receptor activity.
UGUUCUCACUAGCCAGCCUCGUACUUGGUGGUGUGGGAAAGCCUUCUUUAUUCAAAACAAAGGAACGAAGUCGUUUCGAAUAUAAUUGGAACUACGUCGUUUUAUUUAUCUUCUUGCCCAAAAAAAAAAGAUUCCUCUUGUUCUGAUUGCUCCUCUCCGGAAUUGAAACAUUCGCUUUUGUUCGUCGAUCUCUGUUUCAAAAGAAACCAUUGCACUGAUCUUAUUUUAUCUCAACCUUUGGGACAUGGACGAGGUAGUAGUACAAGUGGAGAAGACGAAGAGAGAAUGGGACGACGCCUACGAGAAGACCAUCGAACAUAUCCUUGCGAUUCAAGAGUACGGUAAAUCAAGGAGAGGAGGCGAGGAGAAGAUUUCUCUGCAGAGGCUCAACGGGUUGGCUCAGGAUGGUCUUUCUCUUCUCAAUUCUCUGCAGUUCAAUCUCGAUCUUCUCGCCCCUCAGCUCCCUUCUGAUGACCAGGUCCAAUCCACUCAGUCUCUGCUUGAAACCUGGAAGAAUCAGUAUCAAAGUUUGAGGGUUAACCUGAGAAGUGCUAAUUUGAAAGCAAAGGAUAACAUGAGGAAAGCUGCUCAACAAGAGAGAGAGCUUCUCCUCGGUGGUGGAACAGAGUCCACUGAUCUCAGACGUAAACGACAAGCAAAUGCUGGAGUGACGUCGGAUGCUGAAAGCAUUACUGAAAGUCUCAGGCGUUCACGCCAGCUGAUGGUUCAGGAAGUGGAGAGAAGUACAAACACACUCGUGGCUUUCGAUGAGUCUACUGGAGUACUUAAGAAAGCCGAAAGUGAAUACAAAGGACACAGGUCUCUGUUAUCGAGGACCCGUAAUCUACUUUCUACAAUGCAGCGUCAAGACGUAAUUGACAGGGUAAUCCUCAUAAUUGGAUUUUCUCUCUUCGUCUGCGCUGUUCUUUACGUUGUUUCAAAGCGGAUUGGAAUCCUGAAACUACAGCAGAUGGCUACGGCUGCCAUUAAAGCUCAGUUGGCUGGAAAAGCAGCCAAUGGUGAUGCUAUGCCUCUCGGACAAGAGUUUGAUGGAGGAAAUACAGUUCCAAAUGUUGGUAUUCCUCUACAACAACGCCUCCACGAUGAACUCUGAAAGCUUAUUUAGAUGUGCUUAAGUUCCUUAUACUCGCACUGUAUCAAAAGGACUAGUUGCUUGUUACAUUGAGUUCAUGAAUGUAUAAUUACUAUAUCAUGUAGGAAUGUUCUCCCUAGACGUUUAGGGUCUGCUCUCUCAAUUUCUGAAACAGAGUGAGAAAUUGCAAAAUCUCAGCUCUUAUUUCAUAUGUACACAAAAGAACACUCUUGUUGAAGGAACUUGUCAUUGUUAGUCAAAAUCUUUCUGUAACAAUUCAA